Molecule: messenger RNA, 1271 nt
Organism: Serinus canaria (Common canary)
Lineage: Eukaryota; Metazoa; Chordata; Aves; Passeriformes; Fringillidae
Product: synaptotagmin-15
Exons: 8
Coding region: 1-1257 (418 amino acids)
Biological process (GO): cellular response to calcium ion; regulation of dopamine secretion; regulation of calcium ion-dependent exocytosis
Molecular function (GO): phosphatidylserine binding; clathrin binding; calcium ion binding
Source: RefSeq, a predicted model, not a curated record
AUGCCAGAACAAGCAGUUGCUGUGGCUGGAGGUAUAAUAGGAGGGAUCCUUUUAUUUGUCCUCCUUGGAAUAACUGCAUAUGUGCUCUGGAAAAAAUUUUGCCACCUCUUUUCUUAUGAAAAGCUCAUCAAUCCUGUCAAAACAACAAAUGAAAAUGCCAUUUUCCAGGAUCAGGCAAAUUCUGAAAUUCAUCUAAAAAGCACAAGCAGGUCCAGAAGCGUUCCAUUUAUCAUUCCACCGACACUGCAUGGGCGAGACUGGAUUCACCUGACAAAUGAAGAACAGGUUCAGGAAGACAGGGACCCCUUCAUGACCCCUCAGUCUGGGCCACGGUCAUCCUUUCAUUCUUUGGCUGGAGCUUAUGUUGUAGGAACCAUUAACCCAGAUCUGUACAAGCUUCCUGAAGACAAAAGCGAAACAGAUUUUCCUGAUGGCAGCAUUGGCCGCCUCUGGUUCUCCAUAGAAUAUGAGCAAGAGUCAGAAAGGCUCCUUGUCUCCUUGAUCAAAGUCAGAAAGCUGCAGCCUCCUGCUGAUUCCUGCAGUCCAUUUGUGAAAAUCUACCUGCUGCCUGAUGAAAGGAGCUACCUGCAGUCCAAAACAAAGCGUAAAACUCUUAACCCGCAGUUUGAUGAAAACUUUGUUUUCCAGGUUUCCAGUAAAAUGUUGCUCCAAAGAACACUAAAGUUUUUGGUUUAUCAUGUUGAUAAACAGAAGAAGCAUCAUCUCCUAGGCCAAGUUAUUUUUCCACUAAAAAAUGAAGCAUUAACUGAGGACAACAAACUAGUCAUAUGGAGAGAUCUGGAGAAAGAAAACUUGGAGCCUCCUUCAGAGCAUGGUGAUAUCCAGUUCUCCCUGAGCUACAAUGACUACCUGGGCCGUCUCACUGUGGUGGUUCUGAGGGCGAGGGGAUUAAAGCUCCAGGAGGAGAGCCCUGCUGUUGGUGUGUAUGUCAAAGUCUCACUAAUGAACCAUAAUAAAUUCAUCAAAAGUAAAAAGACAGCAGCUCUUCUGGGAACUCCCAAUCCUGUGUACAAUGAAACCUUCAGUUUCAAGGCAGAUCAGACAGAGCUGGAUACAGCAAGCCUGAGUCUAUCUGUGCUCCAGAGCAACAAAGGAGAAAAAACACUUCUGCUGGGACGAGUAGUAGUUGGGCCUUUCAUGUACACACGUGGCAGAGAACUGGAACACUGGAAUGAGAUGAUCAGCAAGCCCAAGGAGCUGGUUAAACGAUGGCAUGCUCUCUGCCACAGCACAUGAACAGCACUGAGGAA